Messenger RNA from Cercopithifilaria johnstoni, 5172 nucleotides. Lineage: Eukaryota; Metazoa; Nematoda; Chromadorea; Rhabditida; Onchocercidae. The record is from the annotation of a GenBank genome assembly.
AUGACUUGGACAGUAUUGUAUAGUGCUAUCAUAUUUUAUCUCAUUACUGCUAUCAGUGGUGCACCAAACCGAUCCCAAAGACCAGAAUGUCCGAAUAAUCAACUGAGAGUAUAUGUAAAUGUAACGGAAUCAGAUCGUGAAGAAUAUUACAUCAAUAGGACUGAAGCAAUCACUCUUCUUGAUUGCACACAAAAAUGUUAUAAUGAUCCGCAUUGUUUCUCGUUGAAAUAUCAUGAAGUAGAUCCAUUAGGUUGUAUUCUAACCGGUUUUACUCCUGAAUCAUGCCUGAAAAUUAUUUCUGUACCAGCUGAUAAAAUCAAAUAUGAUGCUAACACGAUUAUUACUAUUGAUUGCAUAAAAUGCAAAUUAAUAAAACAGCCUAAUGGAAAUAUUUCAUUCACUGAUGAUGUUGAUGAUGAUAAUGAUGAUGAUAAUAAUAAUGAUAAACCACUGCAAUCAUUACCGGUAUUGCAAAAUACAAUUGUUUCUAAUUCUGAGAUUAAUGUAUGCGAACCUUCACCGAUGAGAUGUCAGAAGGAUAUAUGGUUUAUUGCCGAAGAGCAGAUUAAUGGAGCAAGUUCUGAUUUCUUUGAAAAAACAGUCACGGCAAAUUCAGUAGGAGAAUGUGCUGAAAAAUGUUUCGACGAUUGUUGUAAGAUUGCUGGCUAUUCAGAAAUUGAAAAAAAAUGUCAAUUAACAAAGGAAAAUAAAAGUGAAGAUGUUGACAGCUGUGAUAUGAAACCUUUCUCUUCUUAUGUCAAUCAAUAUAAUGGAUCGAAUUGGAUCAAAAUAACAUGCGUAACAUGUGGUUUAUCAUCAAUAAAAAACGAUCAACAUAUGCUAACAACAUCUGCGGGAGAUUUUGCGGAUACAGAAAAGUCAAUACGGUUAAAAGAAAAAAGCAAAAGUGGAAACGUUGAAAAAGUGUCAGAAUCUGCGGAAGUAUCGCAGUCUAAUAAUUCUAAAGAACCCAUAAUACCUUCAGCACUUAAUACAUUUGAUUCCUUACCAGAUAAAUUACAGUCUCGACUUGAUUCAGAAUUUAUGAAUAGAGCUUGCGUUGUUACAUUUGAAGUUAAUCUGGAAGCCGAUAUGGCUAAUUUCAAAGCACAAGAUAGUGUGAAAGCUAACAGAGCCGAUCAUUGCGCGUACCUUUGCUAUCGAGAUGCCUGUAGCGCAGCUAUCUUUACACCAGCAACUGCUUCUGGUAACAAAGGUACCUGCGAAAGACAAUUCGAUAUUACGGAGAAGUGUAACUCUACGCUGCAAAGAGAUUACUACUACAAAACUACUAAGCCUAUUUACUUGCAAUGUUUCAGAUGUCUUCCUCAGAAACCAAUAACGAAAUCAUCACUUGAAUCAAUUACACUACAACCGGAAACAUCGCUUAUCACAUCGAAGAAGCCUUCAUCUGAAAUGACCGCUGUAAAUCAUCAAACUGAAGCAAAUGAAGAGUUGAUCAAAACCACAUUGGUACCUGAUGUAGAAUUGAAUACGGUUAAAACGGAAUCGGAAGAAAUUGAAAAAAAUGUGGCAACUACUGCAUUUGAUGUUACCAAUGGAAACAUGGAAAUAAGUGCUGGUGUAAAAAAAACUGAGGACGAAGCAGAUACUAGUUCGAUUGAAACUACCCAAACAACACCUAUGAUCGGUUCAUCGAUCAGCGACGCAGCAUUUGAAAAUAAAGUUGUUGAAACUGAGCCUGGAACGGAAAUGCUCGAAUCUAUGUCACCUAAUAGUCUUUCUGUUGAGCAUGAAACAGAACCUACUCAAGAACCUGUAUCAACAGAUGAAACGGGAUCAAAAAUACAAGCACGUGAAUUCAUACACCAAUCCACUACAGAAAGUGAAGAAUUAAAUUCUUUGGACAGGUCAACAACAGAAAAUGUAAAUAAAAGAGAACAAAGCAGCACAAUAAUGCCAAGUUCUACAAAUGCAGGAAUUACUGAAUUUGGGGAAAAUACAGAAAUAAUAGAUAAAAGAAGCACGAUGGAAGCAAAAUCAAGCGUAGAGCAGAAUGCACAUACCGAAGGUCACAUCAACACAAUUCAUACUAAUGAAAUCACAACAGCAUCAAAUACAGAAAGACGAAAUGAAGCAGUAUCAUCUUCUAAUUUAUCCGUUGCUUCAAACAAUUCAACACUUACUCCCCCCAAACAAAAGAAGAAAAAUCAAUUAUCAUCGAAAAGUGGAGCAUUUUAUACAUAUUUGCAAGGAUGCAUUGUAACUUUCCAAGCAGACUCAUACAAUAAACGUCCUGCGGAAUCGUUCGCUGACUUCCAAGCCUCAACAAUUGCUCAAACUGCAGAAGUUUGUGCCGGACGAUGCUAUCAGGAUGGUUGCACUGGUGCUAGAUACGACCCAUUCAGCAAAGAAUGUGCCCUAGGCUAUAGCGGCAAACAAAUUUGCAACAACGGACCACAACACUUUUUUUAUGAAGCCAAUGAAACUAUUUGGAUUCACUGUACCACAUGUAGAUCGCAUAAGCCAGGUGAUGAAGGUAUCAACAUAGUAGUCCAUUUACCUGAAACAAAAGAAACACAAAAAGUAGAAUCAACCAUAUCGAAUGAAAUUCCGGAGACGAAUUUAAGAAUAGCCUCAGACAAGAGUGCACCAGAAGUUGAAAAAAGCACGGAACAUAUUGCAGAUGCUGAUAAAACUUUAACAUCAUCACCACCACCACCAUUAUCAUCAUCAUUAUCAUCAUCAUCAUCAGCAAUAGAAGAGACAGUAAAAGUUUCACCAAUAACAGAAGAAGUAACUAUUACGAGUACUGGGGAAAAGAAAACGGAAAUAUCAGAACAAGAGCUAAGCAGUGUUGCCAGUCCGACAUCAGUUAUUACUGAAAAGGUUGACGAAUCAGCGAGUACGAAAGAAACAUCCAUUACCGUUGAACCUUUCCAAACAACACCUUUUGGACAAGAUUGCACUCUUUCAUUCCAAGUUAGGCCUAUCGACGCUCAUUCCAAAGAGCCUACCAUUACAACAUCUACAGUAAAAGAUUGCGCUAGACGUUGUUAUAUGGAUGGAUGCAGUGGUGCAAAAUUUAAUCCGAUAAAUGGAGAAUGUUUAUUAAUAUUUGAAGAUCAUCAUCAAUGUGACGAAAAUGAACAACAACAUCAUUCAUUGGAGGCUACCGAACCGAUAUGGAUUUAUUGUAUCAGUUGCAAGAAAGAAUUCGCUGAGAGCACUUUAGGCUUGGCAGAAGAAACAACUACUUUACCAGUGACAGUGGAGAAAUUAAAAGAAGAAGACCAUUCAGCAGCAGCAGAUAAGAGUUCUUCAACUUUGGAAUCUCCAGAAAUUGAAGGAAAGUUACUUACGAGUGUAAGUCAGGAUUUAGAAUCGAAAGGAAAGAUUGCAUCGCAAUUUCCAACUGAUACAGAUGUGGUACCUGAAUCAUCGGUAAGCAUCGGUACUGCUCCUCCUGCUGCAGAAGGCGAAGAGACUUCAAGUUCACCAACAUCACAAUUAUCAAUGGCAUCGGAGAUCGAAACAAUUUCAACCACAUCUGGCAUUACGGAAAAAUCUGAAGGAACAAGCGGUAAUGACGAAUUAGACACUACAAUUCAACCCGAUUUGAUUUCAUUGACUUUACAGACACCAUUAAACGUUCCCACUGACAAUUCGGAAGUUUCCAAUAUUGAUGGCGGAGUUUCUAGAAGUAGCAGCACUUCUUCUACGACUGAGGAGUCAACUCAAACAAGCACGAUAGAGUCUGGUAAACGGAAAGAUGAAAAAGAAGGUACUGAUGUUGAAUUUCAAGAAGAAUUUGAACCGACAACGAUUUCAUCGGAUAUCACUCUUAUGCCAGCUUCUAAUGAGAUAACUGAUGAUAUUGUUGAAGCUGUAGCGGACAUUGUUGCAAACAUCUCAAAAAAUAUACUAGAACCUGAAAUAAAAACAACUGAUAUGUCAGAAGAAUCGAAUACGGAAAGUCACGAAAUAGCGUCAUCCCUUGCAUCUGAGACUCCAUCGAUUACAGAAGAAACUGAAUCAACGUUUGAGGAAGUAGGAACAUCCAACGUAGCAACCGUUGAAGCAGUCAGCGAAAUAACAUCUAUUGAAAACGAAAUAAGCACAUCCAUGAGUACUGUAGAAAAUACCAAAGAAACAUCCGAAAUUGUGGAGAAGGUAUCUGAUGAAACUUUGUCCUCUGAAUCAAUUCCAAAUGCAAUAACUGAGCAGCCAUUUGUGCAUGAGUAUGUCGAUGAUAUCAUCAAAAAGAUUGCUCAAUCAAAAGAUAUCUUGGUAACUGGUAUCAAGCCACUGGUGGCAGAUGCAGCAGUUGAGGAAGAAGUAAUUAAGAAAUUGAUAGAAAAAGAUGAAGGUAUAACUGAUAAGAAUAUCGCCAAUACAUUAGCAAAUGGAGAUGAAGAUAUGACAACAGAACCACCUGUGCAAGCGGUUUCAGAUCUCAUCAGUUUUUUAAGUCGAAAUAUGAAAACUGAAGAAGUGAUCGGACGCACGGAAAAUGAAAAUGAUGCAUUUGUUGUUAAUGAAAUGUCCGUAACAAAGAAGGCAGAUGAUGAAACAAUGACUGGCAUUGCAAUCAGUCAACUUCAGGAAAGCUUCACCAAAAAUUCUCUUCAGAAUCUUGCAAAGAUAAAACCUUUUGAGGAAGCAACUACUGAAUGCCUUGGUCGAAUUGAAUUCGAAAUAGUAGAAGUAGAUUUUUCACAACUGAACAUCACCAAUGAAAUUAUCAUCGAAUCACCAGCUGCAUGCGCCACGAAAUGUUACAAAAUGGCAAAUUGUUUUCUCGCAGCAUAUAAACCAAGCCAAAAUGAUGAAUCAACAGGUGCAGUAUGCAUGCUAACAAGUAAUCCUGCAGUUUGCACAACAGAAGAGAAAUUUAUACCACAACAUAAAUCCGAUCUGUCACCAUUUGCUAUCAGUUGCUUGAAAUGCACCAAAUGCGAUUAUACUAUUAGUGCAGUAACCGAGCUGACGAGGAUACAUAAAGCGGAAACAGUUUUGCCAGCACUUUCCGUUGAACAGUGUAGCGAGAUAUGUUGGAAACAUAACUGCACCGCUGCUCAAUACGAUCAUAAAUCCAAUCUCUGUUCAUUAACAUCGGUGAAUGGUCAAAAGAAUUGCACUCAAGAGAUGCCAAUAACAGUGAAUGGUGAUGAACCGGUAUUAUUGGAAUGUGUCCGAUGUUUCGCAUAA